UAUUCGGAAAGCCUGCUAAGUUCAGGAGCAGACACUGUGUGUGAAGCUGCUGGGAGGUACAGCUGACUACCAAUUGUGCUGGCAUUGACACCUAGCUUUCCACAUUUGUGCUACCAGACUGAAUAUUGACUCUUGCUUCUACCACUUUAAAAGGUCCUGGCAACAAUAAGACAGCAUCCCCUUGCUGGCUGCUGGGGGAGGAUCACAAGUAGGGUUCAGGCAGCAGGAACCAGCUCAUACAACAUGAAAGAAGAAGGAGCAUGCCCUGACUCCCCUGAAGACAGCCUGGUAACCAGUGAGGAAGAGGCUGAGCGCCAACAGAAUAAAGCCAUACGUAAGCGUACAGUGCUGGUGGGCAAGGGUGGUGAGGGGAGGGUGCCCCUAUCACCUACGUGCAAGCGCAGCAAAAGGAGUCCCCAAAUAGAAACAUUUGAGGAUGUACACACACAGAGAAUUAUCGCCAAUGUGAGAGAGCGGCAGCGCACACAGUCUCUAAACGAUGCUUUUGCAGAGUUGCGAAAGAUCAUUCCUACGUUACCAUCUGAUAAACUAAGCAAGAUACAAACCCUGAAGCUGGCUUCACGUUAUAUUGAUUUCCUGUACCAGGUCUUGCAGAGCGAUGAGCUGGACCACAAGAUUGCCAGUUGUAACUACCUUGCCCAUGAAAGACUCAGCUAUGCCUUCUCUGUGUGGAGAAUGGAAGGUGCCUGGUCCAUGUCAACAUCCCACUGAACCAACGGACGAUGCCCCUCUUGCCUGCUGUUUAAGAAGAUAUGACAAGAGUGGCCAUCAAAAGGACUACCGGAAAAGAUAAACGGCUUCAUCUGAUGGCUGCAAUUCGCCACGUCUCUCACAGCUAAUGGACUGUACAAGAUGUUACAACCAGUCAACUGGGAUAAUGCUUUGGAAGAUCUAUAGUAAAAUAGGAUCUAUGGCAUCUGAUACAUGGCACCUUCAUUCAGCUGAGCGUUUCAUCACAAAAAAUAUAAAAUCAACUAUGGACAUACAACCACUUGUAAGGAUAUCCUGUGGAAGUUAUUUAUUCAGGAGAAAAAAACAGGAAACUAAAUAAAUCUGCAAAAGCUAAAACACUUUUUUUUUAUUUUAAUGCUUAUUUCCGGCAAUACUGAACCCAAGCAGUAACCUGAAGGCCAACUGACUGCCUAUGCGGUUCCUCAAGCUUUAGAGACAAGGCUCUUCCAUUGCAUUUAUCUCAGGCUUUCCAACAUACAUCAUAUGGUAUUAGGAGAGGGCCUUCUGUAUAUUCUACUCCAAGCUUUAGCAAGCAAUGAUCUGUGCACAUAUCCCAAAGAAAAUAUAUCAGCCAGUGGCUAGCAGGAAUCUCUUGAUUAAAUUUGCACCAGAUAGAUAUAUAAUUUGGUAGGGGUGAGGAAGGGGGUGAAGAAGGGGGGUGAUAAAUUAACGAGGCAAAACAUUAUAUUACACAAAAUGGAAGAUAUUUUAUAUUUCUGUAAUAGGUGCUUGGAAAUAAAAAAAAAACAUAUUAUGCAUUGUCACAGGCAGACAUGGCCAAUUCUGUCCUUAAAUAGCAGUAUAGUGUCAGAAUAUAAUGUCACUGACUUACUUAUUCUUAUGCCCUCCUUGAUGGUUGUUUUGUGGUUAUUCCACUGUUGGAGGAAAUCUGUGAAUAUCUAUGUGUUGUCUGAGAAACUGAAAUAGAAUAAGAAUUAAACCUUUAUUAGACUA
Messenger RNA from Pseudophryne corroboree (corroboree frog), 1707 nucleotides. RefSeq names its product twist-related protein 2-like. NCBI's taxonomy places the organism in Eukaryota, Metazoa, Chordata, Amphibia, Anura, Myobatrachidae. The transcript is spliced from 2 exons. Gene Ontology annotation, biological process: developmental process; regulation of transcription by RNA polymerase II. Gene Ontology annotation, molecular function: protein dimerization activity; DNA-binding transcription factor activity, RNA polymerase II-specific; RNA polymerase II transcription regulatory region sequence-specific DNA binding. Bases 244 to 732 code for a protein of 162 amino acids. The record is from RefSeq and is a predicted model, not a curated record.